CCACACAUUUUCUCCCCCUAGUUAAAACCAGUUCCAUCAGCAAAAGAAAACAGAGGUCACAUUAAUAAUCUCUUAACUAUUCGGAUUCAAAAAUGGAAGACCGUCGAGCAGGGGAAGCAGAGCCGGAAAAAUGGGCGAUUACGAGAGACGGGUUGGUGGCGGAAUUGAAGAAGGAAAGAUCCAUCGCAGCUCCAAUGGUGGCCGUCUCUGUCCUUCAGUACCUUCUUCAGGUCGUCUCACUAGUAAUCGUAGGCCAUCUCGGCACCCUCCCGCUCUCCAGCGUCGCCAUUGCCACUUCUCUCACCAACGUCACCGGCUUCAGCCUCCUCUCAGGAAUGGUUGGGGGAUUGGAAACGCUAUGCGGGCAAGCAUACGGAGCAAAGGAAUACAAGAAGCUGGGAACGUACACAUACAGCGCCAUCAUCACCCUGCUGAUCCUCUGCCCGCCGAUCUGCUUCCUCUGGUUUUUCAUGGACCGGUUCCUCGUCUUCGCGGGCCAGGACAAGGAGAUAGCCCACCAGGCCCGCGAUUUCUCGAUGUGGCUGAUACCGGGCUUGUUCGGCGCGGCGAUACUGAAGCCCACGACCCGGUUCCUCCAGACGCAGAGCGUCAUCUUCCCCAUGCUGCUCAGCUCCUCGUUCGUGCUCUGCUUCCACGUUGUUGCUUGCUGGACGCUCGUUUACAAGCUGGGGAUUGGGUACGUUGGAGCCGCCAUGGCGAUCAGCUUCUCCACUUGGCUUAACGUGUUGCUGCUGGCUUGUUACGUUAGGUUGUCACCAGUGUGCGAGAGAACGCGGGGGCGUUUGACUGGAGAGGCGUUUCGUGGGGUGAAGCAGUUUUUCUGCCUUGGCAUCUCCUCUGCCCUCAUGGUUUGUCUGAAAUGGUGGUCAAUGGAAUUGCUGAUUCUGCUUUCUGGGUUACUGUCGAAUCCCAAGUUGGAGACAUCGGUUCUUUCCAUAUGUUUGUCAAUCUCCACGCUACACUUCACUGUGCCCUAUGGACUGGGAGCUGCCGUAAGCACUCGGGUGUCAAACGAGCUGGGAGGUGGGAGGCCGCAAUUGGCUAGGAUGGCAGUUGUCGUGGCAACGUUUCUCGCGUUCACAGAGAGCGUCACAGUGAUCGCUGUCCUCUUCUUCUGUAGACGAUUUGUUGGGUAUGCUUUCAGCAGGGACGUCCACGUUGUUCACUAUGUCGCCACCAUGAUCCCUCUCCUUUGUCUCUCGAUUUUCACCGACAGUUUUCAGGCCAUCCUUUCUGGGGUCGCAAGAGGAUGUGGAUGGCAGCACGUCGGGGCUUACAUAAAUCUUGGAUCCUUUUAUUUGCUUGGGCUUCCAUUAGGGUGCGUUUUGGGCUUUGUGGCCCAUUUGAAAGGGAAAGGCCUUUGGGUUGGAAUUGUAGCUGGCUCCCUUGUACAGGCCGCAUCUCUCUCUAUAUUCACGGCUUGCUUGGACUGGGAAAAACAGGUAAUCAAGGCAAAAGAGAGGAUUCGAUCAAAGUCAUCGACAGAGAACGAUCAAAACUAGGCGUAUAUUUGUAUAGGGAUAUAGAAUAGAAGUUCAUAGAAUUAUUAUAGUUCGUCAUUAGCUGAAGAGGAGUUUGAUUUUGCGUAUUUCAUAUAUACAUAUUUUAUCUGAUAAAAAGCUUAUGGAUAUCUAAUCUUAUAUACGAAUUAUGAAAAAGAAGUUGGAAAUUUACCACCCAAAUACUAGCCUAGAGAUAUGUCUUUUAAACAACAAACCAAGUGUAAACCUAGCAAAAACUCACGAAAAACCAAUUAAGUUUGCUCCGGGGACUUGAAGCAUACUAAAAUAUUAGCGUACAUUGUUGUGCGUCUGUAAUCACACUUGUUAUUUGCACUUUAAUAUAUUUUACUGAAGCAU
Messenger RNA from Linum trigynum, 1880 nucleotides. The record is from the annotation of a GenBank genome assembly. Lineage: Eukaryota; Viridiplantae; Streptophyta; Magnoliopsida; Malpighiales; Linaceae.